AUGAAAGAGCAUUUCCUGUUCAUCCUACUUGCAAUAUGUGCAACCAUCAACGCACUCCUGCGAGUGCCCGUACAUAAAGCGUCCUACAAGCAAAACACUAUUGACGGAUAUGCGAUCGCCGAAUUCCUGAAACAAAAGUACAUUGAAGAUUACGUGUUUGCCUCGGACAACGCUACCAACGCGACCAAUGCGACAGGCUUCAGCGUACCUCUCCUUUACUCCUCGAAUAUUUUACUUCAGUAACAGCUAAUAUACUAAAACUGCGCAGCAGUUCCGAGUGCAACAAUAUGAGUGAGAAAGCCUGCCAAAAUCAUCGUAAGGUUCAACUGCCAACAAUCGACAACCUGCAACGGAACGAAGGACGAAUUCGAGGUUCAAUAUGGAAGUGGCACUGUCACGGCGUACAUCGAUUACGAUAUUGUUUGCUUUGGCUGCGGCUGCAGCUAUUGCACCAACAGAACACAGGGUUUCGGCUGUGCCAUUUCGGAGACCGAUAAAUUCGCGACAGAAGUAUUCGACGGUAUACUCGGUAUGGCUUGGAAUUCAGAUGCGGUAGGUGGUAUUUCGCCACCUUUGGACCAGAUCUUUGCUGACAAGAAAAUGUGCCCGGAAGCCCUAUUUGCUUUCUACAUGGGCGGAGCCAAUAACGACCGGGGUGCUGCUGGAGAGUUGACUAUCUGUGGGACAGACCCAGCGCAUUAUAAGGGAACGAUCGCAUGGGUACCUCUAAUAGCCGAAAGAUUGUGGCGGAUCGAAUUAGGUCCAGUGUACACGAGAGGAACGUCGUUGACUACCGGUCCACAACAAGCUAUUGUCGACACUGGCUCUUCCAUUAUUACUGCCCCAAUGAGUGUUGUACAACAGAUUAUAAAUCUCGCCGGAGCAAAAACAACUGCACAAGGCACAUACGAAAUUGGAUGCAACACCACCUCAAAUCUUCCAGCACUUAUCUUCACCCUUGGUGGUCAAGAAUUUAUUCUUGAAGGUCCCGACUACGUUGUCCAGCUGAAUCAGACGUGUGUGCUCGGUUUCUUGGGACUCGACAUUCCACCUCCAAUUGGGCCUAUCUGGAUUCUCGGUGACGUCUUCCUUCGUAAUGUCUACACUGUCUUCGAUCAUGGAAACAAGCGUGUCGGAUUCGCUCAUCCCACUAAGCAAUGCGUCAAUACCACAUCAAACUCAUGA
Molecule: messenger RNA, 1185 nt
Organism: Haemonchus placei
Lineage: Eukaryota; Metazoa; Nematoda; Chromadorea; Rhabditida; Trichostrongylidae
Source: the annotation of a GenBank genome assembly